GCUUCCGGUCCGUCCGCAUUAUUGGUCGUAGCGGGCCGUUAGUCGUACGGGUUGUGAAGGAGCCUUGUGUGUUUGUGUGGCCCAGUGUCUGUCUGUUUGGGCACAGAGCUCUCUCAUCAAAGCUCUCCAAGUAACGGCUCGGUGUGAAGUAUGGCGAUGAGGCAAACCCCGCUCACCUGCUCCGGACACACCAGGCCUGUGGUGGACCUGGCCUUCAGCGGAAUAACCCCGUAUGGCUACUUCCUCAUCAGUGCUUGUAAAGAUGGCAAACCGAUGUUGCGGCAGGGAGACACAGGGGACUGGAUCGGCACGUUCUUGGGUCAUAAAGGCGCUGUUUGGGGGGCCACCUUAAACAAAGAAGCCACUAAAGCUGCUACUGCUGCUGCUGAUUUCUCAGCAAAAGUCUGGGAUGCAGUCACAGGUGAUGAGGUUCUCACGCUGGCGCACAAGCACAUCGUCAAAUGUGUUAACUUCACGCAGGACAGUAACUGUCUUUUGACUGGUGGAAAUGACAAAGUGCUACGCAUAUAUGACCUCAGCAAGCCUGAAGCAGAUCCUCAGGAAUUCUCUGGCCACACUUCUGCCAUUAAAAAAGCUCUGUGGUGCAACAGCGAUCAACAGAUUCUUUCAGCUGCAGAAGACAAAACCAUACGCCUGUGGGACAGAAACACAAAGGAGAUCGUGAAGACUCUCUCAUUUGAAACGUCUGUCAGUAGCAUGGAAUACAUACCUGACGGGGAGAUUCUGGUCAUCACCUAUGGAAGGACUGUCGCGUUCUACGACGCUCAUAUGCUGGAGCUGAUUAAGACCGUGGAUGCCCCUGCCUCUAUUCACUCUGCCUCACUGCACCCCGACAAAGACUUCUUUGUGGCAGGAGGCGAUGACUUCAAGCUCUACAAAUACGACUACAGCACCAAGGAGGAAAUGGAGUCCUACAAGGGCCACUUUGGGCCCGUGCACUGCGUACGCUUCAGCCCAGAUGGAGAGCUAUACGCCAGCGGCUCCGAGGAUGGGACCCUCCGCCUGUGGCAGACGGCCGUGGGCAAAACGUACGGCCUGUGGAAGUGCGUCCUCCCUGAGGAGCUGUCAUCAGAGAACACCGAUGCGCUGUACUGCCCCCCGGCUGAGAUUAAAGCCUGAGACACAGAGAGGGAGGUGGGAACCGAUAGGUUCGGGAUGGGUGGGGCCAGCGCGUCCACACCCCCGACAGAGAGGUGGGCUAAGCUGUCAAUCACCUGAAACAGCCCCAGGGCAGGAGCUGAGUCUUCCAGGGGAGUGUGUGGAAUCCACCGACGUAUCCAACCCAGAUGAAGCCAUCGCAGACGGGAGCUGCAGCCCUCCCUCAGACUGCACUCAGCUCCUCCAGUGGUCUGUCUCCACAUGCUGUGUGAUCACUAUGGUUACUUUUUUUUCUCCCUUUCUUUCUUUUCCUCUUUUUUUCCUACAAAUUUGUGCUUUUAAAACAAAAAAAGUGUUUUGUUUCAGUAAAAGGAAAUACAGUGUUCACAUUCGGUUUGGUAACAUCCCAUUGGAAAUGACCCUAAGAAGAAAUAUGAUGUCAGAUGCUAUUCUUAUUCACAGCAGUGUCUUGUGGUGUAACAGAACAUGGACCCGUAUCUGUGUGAAUACUGGGGUGUUUUGAACAGCUAACAGCAUUUAAAAGCUUAAGUUCUUAACGCUUGACUAUCUUUGGUUGCAACAUGACAGGUGUAUCAUGUAGUUAAUAAAACAUUGGUGAUGUAACGUU
Molecule: messenger RNA, 1747 nt
Organism: Electrophorus electricus (electric eel)
Lineage: Eukaryota; Metazoa; Chordata; Actinopteri; Gymnotiformes; Gymnotidae
Gene: strap
Product: serine/threonine kinase receptor associated protein
Biological process (GO): spliceosomal snRNP assembly
Cellular component (GO): SMN complex
Molecular function (GO): RNA binding; protein binding
Source: RefSeq, a predicted model, not a curated record